AUGUCUAAUCAGGAUUCUAUAUCCAAUAAAACUAAAUCUCAGUGUAAUUAUAAUAAUAAUGUAGAUAAACAUGUCUCAAGUUUAUUCGGCCCAGUUGACGAUAACGAUGAUGAUUACAAUGAUAAUAACGAUUAUUAUGAUGAUGAAAAUGAACAGGUACCACGCUCACCAUUUGUUCUCGCAGGUUUACCACCAGAACCACAAGAUGGUAAUAUUGAAUAUAAAUUAAAAUUAAUCGAUCCAAAUCCUGAUCGUCUUCAACAUUUAAUAACUCAAAUGAACUGGCGAUUAAAAGAAGGACAUGGUGAAGCAUUGUACGAGAUCGGUGUUGAAGAUUGUGGAACGUUAAGUGGUGUUAGUCAUGAAGAACUACAAGCGUCUCUAGUAACAUUAAGGAAGAUGGCAGAUAGUUUGCAUGCAUCGAUAACGAUUUUAUUCGAACGCAAAGUCGAAAAUGAUCGACAUAUCGUUGAAGUUCUUGUCCGGAAGGUUCCUGAUGAUCAGCAUUUCAUUGAUUUACGUGUUGCAGUUCUGGGAACAGUUGAUAGUGGUAAAAGUUCGUUGAUUGGAGUUUGUACAUAUGGCGAAUUAGACAAUGGACAUGGACGUGCGAGGUUGAAUCUAUUUCGACAUGUACAUGAAAUUCAAAGCGGACGAACAUCUUCGAUAGCACAUGAAAUUCUAGGAUUUAAUGAUUCAGGCGAAAGCAUCGAUUACGGUACUUAUCGAACACCGCGAGAAAUAUGUGACCGAUCGACGAAAAUUAUAACCUUCGCUGAUCUCGCUGGCCAUACAAAAUAUGUUAGAACCACGAUAUUCGGUCUUUCAGCACAUGCAGCUGAUUUUGCCAUGUUAUGCGUCGAUGCGCCAUCAAGUUCGAUACCACUCGUGAACAUUUUUCAUAUGCGAUCACCAAGUAUACAAGAAACAAUCGGAUGUUUGACAUAUUUACUCAAACACGGCAAUACUUCGGUUCAAUUUGAUUCUUAUGUUGUUAAGCAGCACGAAGAUGUCCUUCCGGCUGCAGAUAUGUUCGUAGAGAAGCGCAUAUGUCCAAUAUUUGCUGUGUCAAGUGUAACCGGCGAAAAUAUAGACCUGUUAAAAAAGUUUCUGAACAUCCUACCGCCAAGAUUAAGUAGUCAAGAACAAGAGAGACUUUCGCAGUUACCAGUGGAAUACCAGAUCGAUGCUAUUUAUGCAAAUCAUACAUCAUCUGGCCCGGUGAUCGUUGGUGGUAUACUACGGAGUGGUAUAAUUCGAGAGGGCGAAAAUCUUCUUGCUGGCCCAUUGUCUGAUGGAACAUUUUUUCCUGUUAAGGUAAAGACGAUUCAUCGGUAUCGCGUUCCAAGGCGAAUGGCACGUGCUGGUCAAGCAGCUACUAUUUCUCUUGCUCAGGUGGAAGCUAGUCGAUUACGAAAGGGAAUGGUCUUGGUUUCAUCAACAUCCAAUCCGGAAGCAUGUUUUGAAUUCGUUGCAGACAUUUAUCUAUCUGCACAUCACUCGAAUGCGUCGAUACAUAAAGGUUUUGAGACGACAGUUCAAAUGGAAAACAUUCGUCAAACAGUACUGGUCGUUGCUAUGGAUAAAGAUGAACUGCACGUUGACGAACAAGCAACUGUGACUUUUCGUUUCCGUAAUCUUUGUGAAUACGUACAUGAAGGAUCGCGUUUGAUAUUCCGAUCCGGUAAUCAAACGAAAGGUAGUGGUCGUGUAACUAAAGUCCUUCCAUUACAACAGCAAGCUAAUACCACUACCACUGAUUCUCUCUUGUGGAACACAUCACUGUCAUAUUCGCCGUUCGUAAUUACAUCGAUAGCUUACACACGUUUUCCUUGUUUAUGUCAUGCUUCAGCAAUCAUACUUUUAUGGAUUUCCAUCCAGUUAACAUACGGCUUGGAAAGUGCAUCGUUGCAUUUAAGAAAUUCUACGUCUUUCAACUCAACGGUUCUGUCGCCAAAGAAUCAUUCCAGUGAGGAUUAUUACGAAGAUCAUUAUGAUGAUCAUUACGAUUAUUUGGUAUCGGAUAGUUGUCAACAUAAAUUUGCAAGACAUGUUAUUUUCCUACUCAUAAUUUUGUCUUCUCGAAUGGAAUAUCGAUCAACACGGUUUUCUUUACACUCAUCCGCAUCACCGUCCAUUAAAAACUCGAAUGUAAAUUCCACGAAUUUCUCAUCUUUAUCACUUAAUUCAACGAGUGGGCCUUAUAUACCGUACUACGAUGCCUAUCCGGAAGAUCUGACGAUUUCGCUCGAACUGUUCCAAACAUUGGCAAUUGAACGUUUGAAAAUCCUGAAAACGAUCGAACAAGUUCUCGCACGUUUGAAUACGACGCUGUCAACUGCACCGACGUAUAAGAAAGAUGAAAUCGAAAAACUCUUACGGAAAGAAUUAAAAGACAAACUGCAUCAUUUAAAGUUCAUUAUUUUUCCAACGUUCACUGGUACAUCAUCAAAUGAUCUGCAGAAUGAUAUUAUAUCACAUUAUAUUCUUCGCUUAGCCUUUUGUCCGAGCGAAGAAGAACGUCGUUGGUUUAUCACUCAUGAACUUGAAUUAUUUCGUUAUCGUUUUCAAGUUCUAACUAAAGCUGAACAAUUAGCAUAUCUGAAUGAUUCAACAAGUAAUAUCAAACAAUUCUAUGAACUCGUCUCCGAUGAAGAAAAACGACAAUACAAAGAUUCAUUGAUUGCAUCGAUUCAAAUCAAAGGUUUAGCCAAUCCAUCGACCAUCGCCAAAUCGUUCGAAACCACAUCUUACUUUCGCGUUCGAUUUCAACAUGUACCUGACCUAAUACGCAAGCGUUCAUGCUUUCUUGCUCAUGGCUAUGCUUAUGUCUCGGAUAAUGACAUCAUUUCGUUUGUCCUUCAACAUUUUCGGAUGAAUAUUUCGUACCAAAUGACGUGUUCAUCGAAAAAAUACGAAUUCAUUCAGCAAAUGGAUACGCGUAUCGAAUCAAUCUUGAAAAUGUUACGAAAGAAACGUAUCCAUGGUACCCAGACAGCGAUGGUGGCAUUCAAUGAAAAUGAACAAACCGAAACAAUCACAUUCGAAAUGUUAAAUGGUUUAUCGAAACGCUCAUUUCCUUUGUGUAUGCGUUACCUACACGAUCAAAUGAUUCAGCAGCACCAUUUGAAACACUUAGGUCGAUUACAGUAUCGACUUUUCCUUAAAGGCAUCGGCUUAUCCUUAGAUGAGUGUAUGAAAUUCUUUCGUCAUGAGUUUGUUACAAAUGGUCAAAUGAACCCAGCCCAGUUCGAACGCGAACAUGUUUACAACAUUCGCCAUGCCUAUGGUCAAGAAGGCAAACAUACAUCCUAUACACCAUACAGUUGUAUGAAGAUCAUUCAAGAUCCUCCACCCGGUGUAAAUGAACAUCACGGAUGUCCCUAUCGACAUUGGGAUAUUCCGACGCUUAAACAACGUUUAACAACGACUUACGAUAUGAACGAAGAGACGGUUAAUGAUAUUAUCGAUAAAACGAAACAACAUCAUUAUCAGAUAGCUUGUCAGAUCUAUUUUGAAUAUCAACAUAAAGUGAAAAAUUAUGGUGUGGGAAUCAAUCAUCCUAAUCAAUAUUUUAACGAGAGUCGAAAGUUACUCACAGGUGCAACAACGAAUCAGAAUGCUUCACAGAUGUAA
Adineta ricciae is the source of this 3636-nucleotide messenger RNA. The record is from the annotation of a GenBank genome assembly. NCBI's taxonomy places the organism in Eukaryota, Metazoa, Rotifera, Eurotatoria, Adinetida, Adinetidae.